This is a messenger RNA of Exophiala oligosperma, 4721 nucleotides long. RefSeq lists its product as uncharacterized. Lineage: Eukaryota; Fungi; Ascomycota; Eurotiomycetes; Chaetothyriales; Herpotrichiellaceae. The record is from RefSeq and is a predicted model, not a curated record. The transcript has a single exon. Bases 597 to 4469 code for a protein of 1290 amino acids.
AUCCCCCUUGUGACCCUGCUCUUACAUGGACCUGGACUCGGCAGCAUCAGGGACGUGCAUGAACUGUCAACCCAACUCAGACCAUCUCAACCUCUUUCAACCAUUCUUCAUGCGUCUUUAAUAUGAAGCAUCCUAUCGGCGACAUGCGGCGGUAAGGAAUUGCUUAGCGAACCCUUGAAACUGCGCGACGUGUCUCUCGCUCGAUUCUCCACCGUCGUUGGCUUCAUUUGUUGUUCUUUUGCUACCCAAUGCAUCAGUGCGUGUGUGACUGGAAGAUUGCAAUGAGAAUGUUCCUGUCCCAGGUGGUUUGUUGCCAUUUGUUUGUGGCCGACCUCAGAGUCAUGAGAUGAAGCUCUCAAAAAGGGCAGAGUAUUCCUUGUUCAUCUCUUCCCUUGUCAUCCUAGCUACUCCAUCCAAGUCUUUACUAAACUCUUGACCGAUAUUUUGGUUCUUCGCUACUAUUAUUUAUCACUGACCCUGUUCACCAAUUUUCCCCUUGUCCGCCUGAAACCCGUGCUGCUGCACGCCACAUUUACCCUUAGAAGUUAGGCCUCGCUUAUCACCCACAGGAUAUCUCACAAUUGCAGUUCGCCAAAAUGGCUUCUGAAAAGCGCUUGAGACGAAUAUCACAGUCCAAACCUGGUCAACGUCCUCCUCCGGGCUUGCCAAAAAGAUCCACAAGUCUACGGAAAGCGUACAACUAUCUCUUCCACCCCGAUUCUCCUACAGCACAACCCGAUCCCAUGUUCCGACGAAAGAGACACUCCGAACUACCGAAAUCAGACCCUUCCACUCAAAAUCAACUUGAUAACCUCCGAAAAGAAUUGCAACAAUGUCGGCAAGACUUGGAAGAGGCCAGAGAAAUUGUCGUUACUCAGGAGAAAGAAAUUUCUUACUACGAACAAAAUCAAUCGAAAUUAGAGGCACAAUACAAAGACAAAGAAGCGUCUCUCAAGAAACAAAAGGCUUCGCUCGAGGAUAAUAUGGUGGCGGUCGUGGUCCAACAGAUCAGGGAUGCACGAAAGGCAGAGCGAGAAGCGGUCAGACUGGAGCUGAACGCGGAAAAUCGAGGCGCUCUGGACAACCUCCACCACAAAUACAAGUCAAGAGUGGCCAUUCUGACACAAGAGCUUCAAGACUCCCGCGCAGGGACUGAGCAGAUCAAGGCCACCUAUGAGAUUCAAUUGACAACCUUACGAGGGGAGUUCGCAUCUCUCAACAAGAAACUUGAAUCCGCCAAAAUUGUUAUUGCCGAGACGACUGCGACGCUGAAAGACGUACAAGAUGCAUCCAAAACGGCUCUCGAGGACUCGCAAAAAGCGACUGCUGUUGUCAAGGCCGAACUGGAAACUCAAAUAGCCACACUCUCUGAACAGCUGCAAGAUGCUCAAGUCAAUUCACAAGAGCACAGCCAGCGAUACGCAGACCUGCAAGAGAGCUCCUCCAAGGCACUAGAAUCAGCCAAUCAAUCACUGGUUACAACCCAAGAGCAGCUUCAAAGCCAAAUUGAUUCUCAGACACAAGAGCUUUCCACUCUACGAGAGGCAUUAGAGGCUGCCUCGGCCAAAAACGACACAGAUUCUUCUACCAGCAAGAUCGCCGAAGAAGAAUUAUCUACUGCUCGACAAGAGAUUACAGACCUUACGACCAAGUUGGCCAGCUAUGAAGAGUCAAAAGAGGCAUUGUCGAUAUCCGAAGUUCGCAUCACUGAGUUGACCGAAAAACUCGGGGAAUACGCCGCAACCAAGGCCGCGCUAGAAAUGUCCGAGGAGAAGGUUGCUCAACUCAUGGUUGAUCUAGAGUUGUUCAACGCACGUAGAGACGAGCUUGCAAACUCUCAGGCAAAGAUUACGGAAAUUAAGGUUGCUGAUCUUACAGCGAAGCUUGAAGACUACGAAGAAACCAAGAUAGCUCUUGCUGAAGCUAAGGCAAAGAUUGCUGAACUAUCAAGUGAUGCCGAAGGGUAUGCUGGUCUUAAGGCCGAGCUUGAAAGUGAGAAGGAUCGAGCGGCCAGUUUCUCCAAAAACAUUGAGGAUCAUGCGGCGAUCGUUGCUGAAUUACAAGCGAAGCAUGACGAAGCCGAAGCACGCGCACUUGAUGCCGAUGAGAAGCACGGCGCACUCAUGACCCAGAUCGAGUCGUUGAAGGAGCAGCUCGCCGCUGAAACUUCGAAUCAGACUGCCGCGACAGAACAACAUGAACAACUCACAAAGCACCUCGAAGAAUUGUCAACAUCUCACCGCGAUGCACAAGCUGCGUUGGAAACUGCUUUGGCAAAAAUGAAAGACCUUGAAGAGAGCAAUGCCCAAUUCGAGUCACAACUUACAUCUGCAACCGAGGAAAAGCUGAGCUCUGAAGAAAAUCAUGCCUCGGAGAAGGCUAAGAUACUGGAAGAGAUUGUCUUGGCCAAAGAAGCCGCCGAUGCUGCAAAGGCUGAGACUGAUGCCCUUCAAGCAGACAAAGUCAGCGUGGUGGAGGAGUUGGAAGCAUUACGAGGUGCCAAUGAGCCACUGAAUGAGCAAAUCGCGGUUUUGCAAGAUGUCAACGCAAAAUUGACUGAAGAGCUGACGGAACUCAAAGAGUCAAUAGACAAGACUAAAGAAGAGCAUGAUGCUGCCUUAGCUGCAAAAGAAGCCGAUGCGCAGCGCAUCAAUGAUUUGGAGUCGGACAAAUCUAAUGUCGAGGCCGAGUUUGCUUCUCUAAAAGAAAACUCUACUGACUUCACAACUCGCAUCGAAGCACUUGAGUCCGAGAAGAGCAAUCUUCAGAUUUCAUUGGAAGCUGCCGAACAAGCGAAAGCCGUCUCUGAAGAGAGCAUUUCCGGCCUAGAAGAGGAGAAAUCGACUUUGACUGCUAAACUAGAAGAGUUGCAAGCAGCUCUACAAGACAAGGAACAAGAGAUUGAAGCAGCUGUGACAGCCAAGGCGGAACUUGAUCAGAAACUCGAAGCAGCACAGAUUCUUGUCAGUGAACAAGAAGAUCAUCAAGCACGUAGCGAGUCCUUGGAGGCUACAAAUAAAGAGCUGCUUGAAAAGCUCACGAGUUCCGAGACAGCGCAAGCUGGCACUCAAGGCCAAAUACAACAGCCUCGGGAUGAUCACGAGUCCGCUAAACUGAAGUUGGAGGAGGAAUUAAAUCUCGCCAAAGAAGCAUUGGCAAAGUCUGGUGAAGAAUCUACUACCGCAUUGAGUGAACUUCAGGAGAAAUUGACUGCACUGGAAGGCUCUCAUGAAUCCUUGCAAGCCACGUUGGACCAAUCUCAAAUAGAGGCUGAGGCUUCUCGGGCAGAAAUUGAAGAGAAGCUCUCAGCAGCUCAACAGGCUCACGCAUCAGCACAGGGAGCACUGGAGCAAGCUCAAGCCAGUGCGGCCGACUCCAGCGCUGAAUUGGAGCAAAAGCUCGCUGCAGCAUUGGAGGCACAAAAAGCCGCCGAAGAAGCCCUUGCACAGGCACAGGAAGAAUCCAAGAGAUCUGCUAAUCUGGCAGAGGAAGUCACUGUGGCUCAAACGGCCCAAAAGACAGCGGAAGACGCUCUAGAGCAGUUACAAGAACGGGUCAAGACUGCCGAAGAAGAGCAAGGCAAUCUCGAAGGCAAACUUCGUCUCGCAGAAGGUAUCCGGGCAGAAGCUGACAAGAACGUGAGCGAGGCUGAAGAGGCCAAGGCUGAGCUGGAAGAAAAACUGAAGGCUGCCGCCGAUGAGAAAGCUACAUCUGAGGCCAAGUUGACAGAAGUGGAACAGAAGUUGACGGAAGCUCUGGCCGAACUCGAGGAAGCGAAACAUGUAAAUUUCAGUGUGGUCGAUCAGUCGUCCAAGGAUCUGACUGCGAAGGAGGAUGAAUUAAGUGCCUCUUUGGCCGCUAAAUCAGAUAUGGAGGGACUGCUUAAGGAACUGGAAGUCAAGCUUGAAGAAUCCAACACCACCCACGAGUCAUCCCAGAGUCGACUACAUGAACUUGAAAAUGAACUCGAAGCUGUCCAGCAAAAGAGUGUCGAAGCUCAGAAGGCCCAACAGGAGGAGUUGGAAGUGAAGGUGCGCGAGGUCGAAGCGCUUGUCGAGAGUAACAAUGUCACCGAGGCCCAGUUGAAAGCCAAGGAGGCAGAAUUGGAAUCUCUCCGCAGCAAGGUUGAGACCGCGAAAUCGGCUACAAGUCAGCAGCCGCCCGGAGAAGAAAGCGGUGGUAGUGGUGGCGAAAAUGAUGAUACACUCGAGACCAAAGUCCAAGACCUGGAAAACUUGUCCAAGGAGCACGAAGAGGUGGCCGAAAAACUUCGGGCCGAGCUGAAGGCCAAAGACGGCGAGAUUGUCGAGCUCAAGGCGUGGAAGCAAAGAAUUGAAAAAGAUAUCGAUCAUCUCGCCGGAGGAGGAGGAGGAGAUGGAGAGGGAGAAGGCAAGGUUGCGCCGCCCCUUGAAGGGGAUGACGACAAAACUUCGACGGUGGCUGUAGUGAAUGGGAAGGAGACUGAAUAAAAGUAUCUUGUUGAAUACUUGACGACAACCCUCUCAUAUCUGGACAGACUUACGAAAUGGAGCAUCGUUUGGUUGUGGUUGCGAGCAAGCGAACUGAGCGUUUUUUAAACUGGUGCUUUAAUCGAAUGCAGAUUCAGUUAUACCAAGUCCUCCGUAUCCAUUCCGCUUGCUAGAUUUUUCAAUGUCGAUAGUUACCUAGGUACAUACCGUAGAUAUAUAAAAUGGUAAAGUCAUGGCAGAAAAGUCACAAUU